Messenger RNA from Oncorhynchus masou masou (cherry salmon), 943 nucleotides. Its product is annotated as cyclin-dependent kinase inhibitor 1B-like. Gene Ontology annotation, biological process: negative regulation of mitotic cell cycle; negative regulation of cell population proliferation; G1/S transition of mitotic cell cycle. Gene Ontology annotation, molecular function: cyclin-dependent protein serine/threonine kinase inhibitor activity; protein-folding chaperone binding. The record is from RefSeq and is a predicted model, not a curated record. The transcript is spliced from 3 exons. Gene Ontology annotation, cellular component: cytoplasm; nucleus. Bases 165 to 719 code for a protein of 184 amino acids. Lineage: Eukaryota; Metazoa; Chordata; Actinopteri; Salmoniformes; Salmonidae.
UAAGCUUUCAAUAUUCGGGCAGAUUGUUUUUUGCUUGGAGGGGGAAUCACGUUGGCUGUUUUACGAAUGUUAUGCAUGCGUCUCUAACUUGUGUUUCAGGUCGCUUAUUUAAAAGAAUACUUGUUUUUUUCUGGUAAACUGUUGCGAUUUAUGGUCGUUUUCAAAUGUGCAAGAACAUGUCAAAUGUUAGUCUUUCGAAUGGGAGUCCGACGUUGGAAAUGGUGGAUCCGCGUCCGACGAAUCACACGAAGCCCCCGAUUCGCAGAAAUCUUUUCGGACCGGUAGAUCACGACAACUUUAGGAGGGAGUGUUUGGUUCAAAUUAAAGAGAUGGAGAAGGCUUCUAUUGACAAAUGGAAUUAUGAUUUCCAAAACGGCAAGCCCCUUUCCCAGGGAGAUUAUAAAUGGGAACCCAUGAAAAGCAGUGACCUGCCUGACUUUUACAGCAGACCACCUCACAAGCGAGUCUUGUCGUCUGGAAAUGUGGACCAUAACGGGAAUCAUGAUUACCGAGUCCGACCGAGCUGUCUUACGAACGGGGCUGAGCUAUCCGAGGAGACUGAGAGCGAGAGGCAGACGCAUUGUCAUCACUCUCACAACCGGGCAAGGAAAAGACCUGCAAAUCCAGAACCCCAAAGUACUGGUAAAAAGUCACAUUCCAGUGAAGAGGAUGAAGUGGUGUCAAAGUCAGUAGAGCAGAAACGAUUCCAGGACACAUGAACACUAAUACCAAGCGCUGAGAAGUCCUCCUUUUUCAUUGAAUACUGUACUUCAGGACCUUAAGAAGAUAAGAGGGAAAGAAGAGAAGACAGGAUACAAAAUGGCCUGUCUUUAGGAGGGAGAGAGGCUGUGCAAGCACUGAAUAUAUACACUAAAGUUUUGGCACUCAAUUUAAUCUCAUCAAAAGCAGAAAAUGUAGCAGUGUGCAAAAUUGGAUGUUUUUC